Molecule: messenger RNA, 687 nt
Organism: Cooperia oncophora
Lineage: Eukaryota; Metazoa; Nematoda; Chromadorea; Rhabditida; Trichostrongylidae
Source: the annotation of a GenBank genome assembly
AUGCGAAACGGCCACAGCAAUUGCAAAGUCAGCACGCAUCAUAGAGGAACUCGAACCCUCUGGUUCGAAGAAGAGUUCAGCGCCAUCAUCCUAUUCUCGUCAGCUCAUUACACCGAGCCAAUGCGAUGGAAGAGCGCCUGGUAUUUACUGAUGAAAGCCGUCUCUGAAGGUGCAGGAUUGAUUACACUUGCGAGACCACAGGACGAUGAAGAUUGGGGCAGAAACAUGAAUCUUCUUCGGGACUUUAUCGAAGAAACUUCUGCCCAGAGACCGAUUCUUAGGCAACGCCUUCGUUGCCUCCUACCUUUGCGGUCUCAAAACUUCUCUGUGGAUGCGCCAUUCAAAACGUUGGUGGCGGAUAAAAUAACUUGGUAUCAGAGCGCAGUGAAGAGAUUCUGGUACUCUACUUUGAGGGCACACAGCUUAGCGCUGUGCUUGCCGGAAUUCCACCUAAGGCCAUUUCAAGAAAGGAACAACGACUCCCACCAGCAUGCUUAUGGUAGCCAGCGCGGAUAUCUCGUGAUGCACAAAAGGAACCGUUCCAUAGAAGCCACCGCUCUUGCUCCAGAUCGCGAACGUUCACUUCAGAGAAAUUCAGCAGACGAUCGCUUCGUGGGCGCUUUUGGAAGGGGGAUAAGCGCAGUGGAAGCGCUUCUUGUUCCGGGGGACCCAUGUAAGGACCCAUAG